Molecule: messenger RNA, 750 nt
Organism: Penicillium egyptiacum
Lineage: Eukaryota; Fungi; Ascomycota; Eurotiomycetes; Eurotiales; Aspergillaceae
Source: the annotation of a GenBank genome assembly
AUGGCCCUUCACCAAGUGAACCCCGCGCACUGCCUCGCAGGCUACAUGGUGCCUCGUUUGUAUACAGAACUCAGAGUCGGCAGUGGCCGGGUUAUCCCCGCAGAGUUCACACCUCCGAGUCCAGAUGACACGCCGCAAUCGUUGUUCCCACAUUGCCCCAAAGUCACAGCAACGGACCGAGUCCAUCGCUUUAUCCGUCUCAACCCUGACAACCGAUCCGUCGAGGACGAAUUCCUCAUCUACACGGACGGCACGUGUAUGAACAACGGCAGGAUAAACGCCAGGGCAGGCUGUUCCUUUGUAUACAAUGAGUCUACAGCUGGGUUUGCACGCUUUCCUCUCGAGUAUAAAGGACCCACUGGUCAACAGCACACGCUGACAAGCGACCGCGCACAAAUCCGCGCCGUCAUUGCCGCUCUGCGGUAUAGGGACUGGGCUGCGGACGGCUUCAGUCGUCUGAUCAUUGCAACGGACUCGGAAUACGUGGUCGACGGUAUCACAAGAGAGGCGCGUGAAUGGAUACAGUGGAGUUGGAUUACACGCGCCGGGGAACCAAUCAGAAACCGGGAUCUUUGGGAGUGUCUUCUCGGGGAGGUGGAAAUGUGGCAGGAGAGGGGAAUGAGCAUUCAGUUCUGGCGGAUUCCUAGAGAGUUGAACACAAAGGCGGGUCGUCAUGCCAAAGAAGCUGCGUUUAUGGACAGACAUUAUGAGUUUACCGAUCUCGCUGGUAUCAGCAAUGUCUCGAUCUAG